AUGAAAAAAAUAUAUAGGGGAACGAAAACAGACGAAAUAUUUCAGGCACAGAAAAAUAAGUACAACCAUUUAAUAAACAAAAAUAAUAUCUACAACAAUAUUUAUUUAAAUUUCGAAGUUUAUGAAAAAUGGAGAAACCCUAAUAUUGACAAAGAUGAGCAUAGCCAUUGGAAUGACAGAUCAUUGAGUAUAGUUUUAAACGCGGAUUCUAAUUUAAUGGACAAGGAGGCGAAGCAUCUGCUGAGAAGAGGGGUAUCCGAUUCCCUGAAGCAUCUGAUAUGGGUGAGAUCAAACGAUGUGAAUUACUUCGUGAUAAACUUCCCACACUUCUAUGAAACAACAAUUUACAACACCUUUGGAGACAAGAUUCCAUCUAAUUUAUCGAAUGAUUGUCCAACCUUUUGUGGAGGGAUAUUAGGAUUACAAGAAGAUAUUAUGUGUGUCCAAACUAAAAUAGAAGAAUUGGAAAUUGAAAAUAAUGAAGAUUAUGAUAACUUUAAUAUUAAUGAUUCCACAAGCAAUAUAUUACAACUUUUAUUUAAUAACCCAAAUGAAAAUGAGAAAAAAAAAGAUCGAUAUUUAUUACCUGAACACAACUUUUGGAUAGAACCGAAAACAUUGAGUACCCCAAAUUUUGGAUUAACAAAUAAUAAUAAAAAAAAAAAAAAAAAAAACUUUUAUAUUGAAAAUGUUAAGAAUAAGUUAUUGAAAAAUAAAAAGAUAGACAAUUAUCUCAGAGUUGCAUCUGAUUCAGUACUUCCAUACUCGAAUAACUUUAUUUUCAGGAAUUUAUCAAAUCGAUUUUACAAAAGUAAGGUGGAUAAAUUGGAAAAAAUAAAAGUAGAAGAAGAAGAAGAAGAAGAAGAAAAAAAAAAAAAAAAAAAAAGGGUUGAAGAAAGUGAUGGUAAGGGAGGAGGAGGAAGAUCUAUGGCCAAUGCUUCUGGAACUACAAAUGGCAAUUUAGGAAAUGGAACCAUUUGUAAUUUGUCAAAAGAUGAUACAUCUAAUAUUGGAAAUAUCCAUCUUAACAGUGUGGAUGCAAGUGAAAAGUCUGCAAAGUGUGCACAAGAAAAACAAAACAAGAUGAAGGAAGAAGGUGCAGAAAAACAUUGUGAAAAAAACUCUAUUUGUAACAGAGAUAGAGCACAUAAGGAAUCGAGCUUUAAAGUAUCUAAUUGUAGUGAAAGUGAAAAGAAUAUACUUAUUAAAGACGAUAUAAUAAUUUUCCACAAUGGAGGAGGGAAUGAUACGAAUAAUGAUCUUGAUGAAGACGGAAGGGAUCCCGGGGAGGAGGAUGAGGAGGUGGAAGAAGAAGAAGAAGAAGAAAACCACAUUACAACUGAUGGUACUUCUCUAAACCAGUAUUUUAAACAGAUAGUGAAUUCCUGUAAUGAUAAUAAAAAUGGAAAAUUGUUAUUAACGAAGAGAGAGACAUUCGUGGAGGAGAUGGAACAGAUGGAGCAGCAGGGAGUAGAAGAGGAGGAGGAGGAGGGCAAUAAAAAGAAGAAGAAUAAGAAUAAGAAAGAUGAAAUCGAAUUGAAGAAGAAAAAAGAAAAGGAAAAAGAAAUUUAUGAAUCGAACAAAUACUUGCAUAUCCAGUGCUACAUGACGGAACAGUACAUAAUAAGUAAAAAACAAGCAGACAAAAUGAAUAAAGCCAAAUUAUAUUUAAGAACAAGGAAGAAGAAAAAAAUGGAAAAAGAAGGAAAUUAUCAUAAUAAUACAAAAGCAAAGUCACAUUUGGAUUUGAAGGACAAAAUUUCGGGUGUACUUAAUUCAGAUGAUUCUUCAUCGAAUUACACAAAUGAGAAAAUGUACAUUAACAUAGUAGGAGAGAAUAACAGUAUGAACUAUCGUUUGAAAAAAUAUGCUAGUUAUAACACAACAAGAAGUUUUUUUAAAAAAGCUUUCAGUGUAAAACGCACGAAACAUAAAAAUGAAAGAAAAUUAUCUGAUCAUAUUUCUUCUUUGCUGAAAAAAAGCUUAAGCAAGGACAGCAAAGAAAAGAAAGAUAUGAUUUCCAAUAAAAAAAUGGCAUGCCCACGGGAUAGUAAUAAUAAUAAUGGUACUAGAAGUAAUAGUAAUAAUGGAAGGAAUAGUAACAAUAGUCAUUGUAGCAUUAAAGAGGAAGGAAAAAAGAAAAAAAAGGUAGCACUGUUGAAUAGAUCCACUAGGGAUUGGUGGUUGUUGUCUUCCAAAAAUGCAAAGACGGAAGUGGAACAAGAAGUGGACGCUGAUUCACAAACAAAUAUAAGUUCAGAUAAAGAGAUCCAUAAUGUUAGAAGGAGAUCAGGAGAAUCACAACAAACAUGCUUUGAAUUCGAUGCCUACAUGUCCCCAGAUGAUCAUGUUAAUAGAAAAAGAAAAGACAAGCAUGACAUGAAGUGGGGGGACAAGGUGGAGGAAGAAGAAGAGGAGGAGGAGGAGGAUGGUGAAUCCAUUAUUAAGCUAAGCGAAUUUAACGAAGAUAAUACAAUGAAAAAUAAAACAAAUUUACUUUUCUCGAAUCAAAAAGAAUUAGUACGAAAGGGUAUGGACAACGAGAGAAAGGAUGAUAACAAUAAAAAAUCUAUUUUUGAUAAAUUGAAAAACUUGUUUUACAAAAAAAAAAAGUCGAAUGAUUUAGACACCGAAAUAGGGAAAUAUUCUGGUACUCCCCAUAAUGAAAAAUGGGUUUAUUAUCCCAACAAUCAAAGGGAAAUAUUUAAACAUACUGAGGACGACAUUUUGUUGGACCCUGGGGGAAGCCUCAGAAAAAGGGAUCCCAUCGACAGUGCACAAAAAUGGGAUGGUAGGCCAGAACUUUAUAAUAAACAAGAACUUGAUAAUAGGCUAACAUGUGAGGAGGUGAAGAAGAGUCUAGUGAAUGGGAUAAGGACGAAAAGGAUUGUUGGUGGAGAUGAAGAACACGAUGGCAUUUCUCGCACCAUCUGUUUUGACAAUUCAGGGAUGGAAACUCAUUAUAGCACGUUUACUUCGGCAAGAGGUGCAGAAACGUCGAAUCCAGGUGCAGAUUGUGCGAUGCUUCCCCCACGUGGUUCUCUCACAACUGUGGAUAGCUGCAGAAGGGAGGAAAAGUACAACAUAAUCAUUAGCAGGCACGAAAGAAGGAAUCACCAGGGUCAGGGGCAGCUACAGGGUCAGGGGCAGCUACAGGGUCAGGGACAGCUACAGGGUCAGGGGCAGCUACAGGGUCAGGGGCAGCUACAGGGUCAGGGAGAGAUGCCCAAUGACCUGGUGAACAAAAUGGAUGAAGAUGGUGCAAGGAAGAAGGAAGAUAAAGAGGAGGAGGAGGAGGAGGAGGAGGAGGGAGAGAUGCCGUUCCUCAAAUGUGCAAAAAUAAGUUCACCUCGAGUGACAUCUGUAGAUGAAAUUGUUAAAGGAGAAAUGGAAUCAUUGAUGGAUGAGUUAGAAAAUUUUCAACUUCCAGCAAGUCAUAUGUUAAACGAGGAAAGGAGUGAAGAGAGUGCAAAUGAGAAGAGUGGAAAAGAGAAGAGAAAAAAAAAAAUAAAUUUCAAAGAUGACAAAUGGGGCAUGCUUGACAAAUCCGACAAGAGCGACGAAGAUCAUCACGGGUCAGAAGAAGAGAUAAAAGAAAGGUGUGAUGAACUCACAGAUAUGGAGAAAAAGGAUAGACAGAGGAAAGAAUCAGUAUACAGAGAAACUAGUGAAAGCAGGAGGAAGAUAAUGAUGAUGAAAAAGGGAAGGAGAAAAACUGAAUCCAAAGUUGAGACGACAGGAAAAAAAGGAAUCUUAGGAAUGGGAGAAGGAGAGAUGCAUUCAAGGGACGAAUCAGACAAUGGAGAUAAUAGUAAAAUGAAAAAGAAAUAUGCUGCAGUGGAGUAUAAUAGUAAGGACAAUUCUAAUCUGGAAAAGGAGUUGUAUAGCAAAUUUUAUGAGAACGGUAGUACAGGAGCAAGUAGCUUAGGUGUUGGUGUUCGUAGUGGUGUUGGCAACAUGUGUGGAAGUAGCGAGAAUUGCAACAACACCUUGGAUAAAAGUGGAAUGAAUAAUGGAGAUAUGCAUGGGAGAAUGCAUCAAAAGGGAAAAGGGGAGAAGGGGGAGGGACAGCAUAAUAGUAGUAGUAGUACCACCACCACCCUCUCCCCAAAUGUAUACAAUUUGGAAGACGCAACUGAACUGACGGCUCUACUAAAUGAUAAUGGAAAACAUGAAAUAAGAAAACUUCUAUGGGCUAUAAAUAAUAAUUUUGGAAAUGAUAUAGAAUUUGCACCUAUAAUUCCAAAUUUGUGCAUAAUUUUAUUAAUAUAUUUCAAAGCAUCAGUAGUGUAUUGUAUCAUUCACUGUUUAAUAAAAAAGGGAAUUGAUACUAUAAAAAAUAAACAAGUACCAUUUUUUAUAUAUAAAAGAAAUGAUUUUGUAAAAUAUGUAAAAUAUGUUUUAAAUUCAUUUAUACAAUUUUUGCCAAAAUGUUAUCAUUAUUUAAGAAAAUUAAAUUUUGAUUUGGCUGCCUGGACAGCAAGAUGUAUACAAGAUGGUUUUUCAAGAAUGUUACCAUUCGAUUUUGUUUUGAGAAUUUAUGGAAUAUAUUUAUUUGAAGGACAGAAAACAUUAUGUCUGUAUUGUUUAGCAUUAUUAAAAUUUUUUGAAAAUGAUUUACUUAAAUGUAGAAAUAUUGAAGAAGUGGAAAAUAUUUUAUAUCACAUAUGUAUGCAUCCAUAUUUAACAAUAAAUGAAUUAACGCAUAUUGCAUAUCGAUUUAAAUUAAAAAGUAAAGAAAAACAAUUAAAAUUUUCAACAAAAUGCCCAUCUCCAUAUCUCAUGAAUGUAAAAAUGAAAACAUUUUAUAGACCAAGACUUAAUGAUUAUUCUCGAUUAUUAAAUUCAUUGCACUGGCAGAAUAUAUGGGAAAAGUUACCAAGUAAUUUUAGAUCCUUAGAUCCUGUUUUAACUUAUUCUUCAAAAACAGAUGGUUAUAGUUUUCAAGUUUUACUAGAAUUAACAGAAAAAAAUAAAAAGAAACCUAUGAUUCUUAUUUUAAAAACUUUUGAUCAUGACUUGUUGGGAUUCUUUUGUCCAUUUUCAUUAAAUAGAGAUAUUAAUUUUGUUAACUCAUCUGAUAAAAGUUCUGCUUUCGUUUGUACUUUUAAUUCCAACUUUAAAUUUUACAAAUGGUCAGGUAAAAAUAAUACUCUCGUUCUUAUACGCGAUGGAAUAUAUAUUGGUGGAAACGACAUUUCCAUAUUUAUUGAUAAAGACAUUAAAAUUGGAAAGACUCAUGCCUCCGAGUCCUUUCAAUCUCCACCUCUUACAUCCGCUGAACACGACUUUCACAUAAUGGACAUCGAGGUGUGGAAUUUGAAGUAA
Molecule: messenger RNA, 5328 nt
Organism: Plasmodium gonderi
Lineage: Eukaryota; Apicomplexa; Aconoidasida; Haemosporida; Plasmodiidae
Product: TLD domain-containing protein
Exons: 3
Coding region: 1-5328 (1775 amino acids)
Source: RefSeq, a predicted model, not a curated record